GCCGGACUUCUGUCCCGGAGCCCGCCCGGCGGGGAGGCCGCUUCCCGGGAAGGCCCGGCCCCUGAUCCUGCCCGGCUACGUGCAGGCGGCCGUGGCCGGAGCCGCGUUGGCGCGGGGAGGAGGAGGAGGAGCGGGGCGGCGCUUGGCCGGGAUAACGGAGGAGGAGGAGGAGGAGGAGGCGGGCGGCGCCGUCCCCGGGGAGCGCUGGCCGUCGUCGCCGGGGCCGAGGCGAGCAAGGCGGCCCCUCGCAGGUGAGCAGAGCCCCGCCGGCAAGCGCCCAUCGGCUCCCCGCGGCAGGUGAGCGGCGGGACCGCCGACCGGGGAGCCCCUCGGGGAGAAGGGCGGGCGGGCGGCGGGGCGGCGCUGUGCCUUCACCCCCAAAGCCCCGCGGGAGCCCAGAGAGCCCGCGAAGCCGCCAGCCGCCCUUGCCGGGCCCCACGAUGGCCUCCCGCCUUCUGCACCGCCUGCGGCACGCGCUGGCCGGGAGCGGCGAGGCGGAGGGGCCGGCCGGGGGCUGCGCCGGGGCCGAGGACUGUCCGGAGAGCUCGGAGCUGGACGACGACACGGAGGGCCUGGCCACGCGCCUCAGCGGCACCCUCAGCUUCAGCAGCAAUGAGGACGAGGAGGAGGAGGAGGAGGAGGAAGGAGGGGGCUGCCAGCCGGGAGCCCUCCUGGAUCUGCACCUGCCCGGAGACGCGGCCGAGAUGGGAGAGUCCGACUCCCCCCUGGCCGAGCAAAGGGGCAGCCACCUGCUCACCCGCCAGUUGCAGGAGUUCUGGCGGAAAUCGCGGGGAAGCUUUGUGCCCCAACGCCUCCUGUUCGAGGUCACCAGUGCAAGCGUGGUCAGCGAGCGCAACUCCAAGCACGUGCUCUACACCAUCUACCUGAUCCGGGCAGGGCAGUUUGACCACACCCCUGCCACCGUCGCCCGCUGCUACUCUGACUUUGAGCGGCUGAACCGACGCCUGCGUCGCCACUUCAGCACAGACAUGGUGGGGGUCUCCUUCCCCCGGAAGCAGCUGUGGCGCAACUUCACCCCUGCGACCAUCGCCAAGCGCAGCCGAGCCUUCGAACAGUUUCUCUCCCGCCUGCAUGCCUCGCCCGAGAUCCGCCGCUCGGCCGCCUUCCUGGAAUUCUUCUUCCUGGACAGCCUGCGGGGGGCGCAGGACUUGACUGCUAGGGGCCUCUACCCCCAGGCCUUGGCUGCCUGGACAGCCUCGCAGCGGCUGCAGGAGAAGCUGGGCGCCUGCCGCUCGGGGCAUUUCCUGCUGACGCUGGCCGGCCUGACCGUCUGCCAUCAAGAGCUGGAGCAGUGGGGGGAGGCCCACGAGGCCUGCCAGCAGGCCCUGCAGCAGCUGGAGGGCCAGGACAGCCACCCCCUCCUGGCUGCCCUCCUGCAGACCCACGUCCACCUGGCCUGGGUGCUGGGCAAGGACACGCAGCAGGCGGAGACCCGUCUGCGUGGCCUGCAGGAAUCAGCGGAGGGCCGAGAUCCAACCUCCCCUUUGAAGCAGCUGCUGCUCAAACAGACGCUGCCCUGAGGGCCUGCCAGCAAGUGGGGGCACCAGGUGAGAAGCAGGGGGGGGCGCGUCCCCGAGGCCUGCAGCAAAAGUCAGGGCCAUCCUACCCUUGUGAGCUCUGCGCCUCUUCUGGCCCAGCAGCCGGAUGCAGCUGGCCGGCCCGUUCGGAAGAGGCUUCUGGGACGCAGACCCACAAUCCCCCAAAUCCAUCCAAGAAAGUGAGGCAAUGCCGACGGCUGUGUUGGGGUGACAAAAGCAUCUGCAGGGGGGGGCUGGCAGAGGGGCGGCAGGGGCCCCUCCUGAGAGGCUCCCCACAGGCUCUUCUCGCCAGAUGGGGGAGGCCGUUAGGCACUGCCAAAGGUGGGAC
Thamnophis elegans (Western terrestrial garter snake) is the source of this 1887-nucleotide messenger RNA. RefSeq names its product sorting nexin family member 21 (gene SNX21). Gene Ontology annotation, biological process: protein transport. The transcript is spliced from 3 exons. Gene Ontology annotation, cellular component: early endosome membrane. The coding region runs from base 441 to 1541 and encodes 366 amino acids. Gene Ontology annotation, molecular function: protein binding; phosphatidylinositol phosphate binding. The record is from RefSeq and is a predicted model, not a curated record. NCBI's taxonomy places the organism in Eukaryota, Metazoa, Chordata, Lepidosauria, Squamata, Natricidae.